GUUUACAUCGCAACAAAAACUCACUGUAAAGACUUCUUUAAUCUGCACCACAGCACCCAGUGUUUAUUCGAGGUUUUUUGCCUUUAGGGUACCAUUACAAUGGGCCUUCCUACUCUGGAAUUCAGCGAUUCUUUUUUGGACAGUCCUGAUUUCAGAGACCGUCUGAAAUGUCAUGAAAUUGAGCUGGAUCGUACGAAUAAAUUUAUAAAGGAACUUAUUAAAGACGGAAAUAUGCUCAUCAGUGCGCUUAAAAAUCUAUCAGCAGCAGUGCAGAAGUUCUCCCAGUCCCUACAGGAUUUCCAGUUUGAAUGUAUUGGUGAUGCAGAGACAGAUGACGAGAUUAAUAUUGCGCAGUCGUUUAAGGAAUUCUCUCAGCUACUGAACACAGUCGAAGAGGAGAGGAGAAGGCUUAUACAGAAUGCUGAUGAUGUCUUAAUCAUGCCUUUAGAGAAGUUUCGCAAAGAGCAAAUUGGUGCUGUCAAGGAGGGGAAGAAGAAAUUUGACAAAGAAACAGAAAAGUAUUACACUGUUCUUGAGAAGCACCUAAAUUUGUCCUCCAAAAAGAAAGAGUCAUUUUUACAAGAGGCAGACUUGCAGAUUAAUAAAGAGAGGCAGCUCUUCUGCGAUGCCUCCCUGGAAUAUGUCUUCAAAAUCCAAGAAGUCCAGGAAAGAAAGAAAUUUGAAUUUGUAGAGCCGCUCCUGGCCUUUCUACAGGGACUGUUCACCUUUUACCAUGAAGGCUAUGAGCUGGCCCAUGAGUUUGAGCCAUACAAACAACAGCUUCAGUUCAAUCUACAGAACACAAGGAACAACUUUGAGAGCACCAGACAGGAAGUGGAGAAACUGAUGAAGAGGAUUCAAUUGGCUGAGCAGGACUUCAAAGCGCCAGGCCAGUGGACCAUGGAGGGCUAUCUGUACGUGCAGGAGAAACGACCCAUAGGAUGCACAUGGAGUCGUCAUUAUUGCAGAUAUGAGAAAGAGUCGAAAAUGUUCUCGAUGAGUAACUCCGAGAUCAAGUCAGGAAGCAAACAAAAUUGCCUGGUGAUGAGUCCUCCUGAGAUGUUUAAGCUUAAGUCAUGUAUCCGGAGGAGAACAGAUUCCAUCGACAAGCGUUUCUGCUUCGACAUUGAAGUUGUGGAAAGGCAUGGUGUGAUCACACUGCAGGCUCUGUCUGAGUCCAAUCGCCGUUUAUGGAUGGAGGCCAUGGAUGGCAAAGAGCCGAUAUACACACUGCCAGCACUACUGAGCAAGAAAGAAGAAACAUUCCUUAAUGAGGCAGGAUUUAAUUUCAUUAGAAGGUGUAUUCAUCUAGUGGAGAUAAGAGGCAUUAACACUAUGGGCCUGUACCGAAUAGGAGGUGUUAACUCCAAGGUGCAACGGUUGAUGACCUCUGUGUUUGCUCCCAAAGCUCCUCCUGAUAUGGACCUUGAUCCUGACAUCUGGGAUAACAAAACCAUUACCAGUGGGCUGAAGAAUUACCUCAGAUGUCUGAAUGAGCCGCUAAUGACUUUUAGACUCCAUAAAGACUUCAUCUUGGCUGUCAAAUCUGAUGAUCAGAACUACAGAGUGUGUGCUGUUCAUGCGCUGGUCCACAGACUCCCUGAGCGCAACCGCCAGAUGCUGCACCUCCUUGUGAGACACCUUCACAUGGUGUCCCUCCAUAGCCAGAAGAAUCUGAUGACAGUGUCUAAUCUGGCUGUGAUCUUUGGCCCCACACUCAUGCGCUCUCAGGAGGAAACGGUGGCAGCCAUGAUGAACAUUAAGUUUCAGAACAUUGUGGUCGAAAUACUCAUAGAGAACUAUGAAAAGAUAUUCCAGCAGGCUCCAGAUCCUAACAUUCCACUGCCACAGCCUCACUCCCGCUCCAGUUCCCGCCACAGUAAAACCAUUUGUAUGUCAACUGGAGCCAGGAAGUCCCGCCUCUAUACACCUACCCUCUGCCUUGCUGAUGCUGACAGUGACACGUUCAGCAGUAGCCCCAGUAGCACUCCCAUGGGCAGCAUGGACUCUCUGUCGUCCCACUCCUCUGAGCAGAACAGCUGCUCCAAAGCUAGCUCCUCUCCAACACGAUCCAAACACAAGCCCUCAACAAGUCUGUGCUGGGCCACUCCCACAGGCUCCGCCUCACACUCCUCCAACGGGCCCCAGAGCCCCGCCCACACCACCACUAGCCCGGACUCCAGCUCAAAAGAAGAUGCUGCCAAGACAGAUGGAGAGUGGGAAGAAGUCCUUAUCACCAGACAUUCAAAACUGCUCCACACACCACCGCAGAGUCCAGAGGGGGAGGCAGAGGAGGAGAUGGAGGAGGACAGAGAGGAAGAGGGGUAUGAUAAGGAAGGGAGGGAUGAGUCCAGAGCAGGAUUGCACAGCCUGUCUGCCUCCUCCUCUCUAACAUCGCUUCACAUCUCUGAGGGGUUCAGGAGUUGCCACGGAUCUGUUCAGAGCCUCGUGUCUCGAGGUCAGAGGGACAGUCCAAAGCCUUUACCUGAGCUCCCUCCCAAACUCACAGGGGGCUGCAGACAGGACACCAAUACCAUCAAUGGUUAUCAGAGGCCUGGGUCUCUGGUGGCCUCUAAAGCAGCCAUUUUCAACACCCCCAUCACCUCCCAGCCUGCUCCUAACCUAAGAGCUGCUAGGGCUAUGUAUUCCUGCCAAGCCGAACACAGCCACGAGCUCAGCUUCCCUCAGGGGGCUGUCUUCACCGACGUGCACCCCUCAGUGGAGCCUGGCUGGCUUCAAGCAACAUAUGAUGGGAAGACUGGACUCAUUCCUGAAAAUUACGUGGUGUUUAUUGAAUGAGACCACACACAUAUAACAAGCCCAUGGUAUCCAUGGUAUGAAUAGUCUACACAAAGAUAUUCAUUUAUUUUAUUUACUGUAUCUUUGUUAGU
This is a messenger RNA of Chanos chanos (milkfish), 2891 nucleotides long. RefSeq names its product Rho GTPase activating protein 42a (gene arhgap42a). Lineage: Eukaryota; Metazoa; Chordata; Actinopteri; Gonorynchiformes; Chanidae. Gene Ontology annotation, cellular component: cytoplasm. The record is from RefSeq and is a predicted model, not a curated record. Gene Ontology annotation, molecular function: GTPase activator activity; protein binding. The transcript is spliced from 24 exons. Gene Ontology annotation, biological process: signal transduction. The coding region runs from base 100 to 2799 and encodes 899 amino acids.